GCUGCAACAAAAUUUUUCGCCGUAUUUUAUUAACUAGGGUGACACUAUGCGUUAUCUGAUUGGUCAAAAAAGUAACUUAAGAGGCGGAGCGAAACUAAACUAUAAAAUGAGUUGACUAAUCUGGCGAGCAGGUAGUUGUUUUCGACGAAGCAGUCAAAUCUGUGUCGUUUUCUUUUGUGAAACAAAGCUUAAUUUGAAUCAAUAAUCAUUCAAAAUGACCGGUCGUGGCAAAGGUGGAAAGGGAUUGGGAAAAGGUGGAGCAAAACGUCAUCGUAAAGUUUUACGUGAUAACAUCCAGGGCAUCACGAAGCCCGCGAUCAGAAGAUUGGCACGUCGUGGAGGAGUGAAACGUAUCUCCGGUCUCAUUUACGAAGAAACCAGAGGUGUCCUGAAGGUAUUCCUCGAAAACGUCAUUCGUGAUGCCGUCACCUACACCGAACACGCAAAACGUAAAACCGUCACCGCCAUGGAUGUCGUUUACGCUUUGAAGCGUCAAGGGCGUACACUUUACGGUUUUGGCGGUUAAGUUUUUUUUAUAACCUAUGUUUUAUCUAUGAGACUACGAGGCGACGACAAUACCGGUAUACCAGCAUUGUUUGGUUUUUAUGUUUCUUCCUCAUCGUUAGUUACAUCAAUCUACUCUCUACUAUUCAUCGCAUUUUAAUUUUCGACGAAAAAAAAACGGUUCUUUUCAGAACCACAAAAAUAUUUCUAAACAAAUGAAAAAAGUACGUAUCACAAGGCUCUCAGUUAAACCACCAGUAUAAUAAAUGUUUGAUUUCCAAACUGUUUUUAUAUUUCUAGGAAAUGUAACAAAUAAAGUUGUGUGGUUUUU
This is a messenger RNA of Tribolium castaneum (red flour beetle), 835 nucleotides long. Its product is annotated as histone H4. Gene Ontology annotation, molecular function: structural constituent of chromatin; DNA binding; protein heterodimerization activity. The transcript has a single exon. The record is from RefSeq and is a predicted model, not a curated record. Gene Ontology annotation, biological process: nucleosome assembly. Lineage: Eukaryota; Metazoa; Arthropoda; Insecta; Coleoptera; Tenebrionidae. Gene Ontology annotation, cellular component: nucleosome. The coding region runs from base 215 to 526 and encodes 103 amino acids.